GGCCUCCCGCCUGCGCCCGCCCCCGCCCGCACACGCGGCGCGGAGCCGGGGCGGGCCCGCGCCGCUCGCUCCCGCGGCCGCGGCCGCCGCCUCCCUGCGCUCCCCGCCACGCUAGCGCCUGCCCCGGCCCCCCCUCGCCAGCGGCGGCUUUUCAAAGGGUUUCAGCGUGCUGAGUUCAGCUUUGUUCAUCAUGCAGCAGGGUUCACACACCACCCCGAAGCCUUUUCCGCAUGAAUGUUUUAUAGUAAGUUUUGGCAGACACGAGAAGAAGCUGGAGAUGCUGGUGAAUCACUUCUCUUGGCUGUGAUUUUUUAAAUUUUUUAUAAGAACGCUUUUAUGCACUUUUUCAGUUUGAGAGCAAACUGAAGUUGGCGCUUUCUACUGAAAGGGCGAAUUCUACAGAAACGUUACGAGUACCUGAGCAUUGCACACUGUGAAAUUUCAGCAGAGUCACUGGAGCAGUUGGGAUCUGUUCAGGUCUUAAGGUUCUGGUUCUGCUGACCCAAGGGCAGCUGCUAAAGUUACCAGUGAAGAGUCAGAGCUCUGUCCACCAGUGGCUUUCUAUCCUACACUGUGCCUUAAACAUGGAAACUGUAGAAAUGACUAGCGUAUCCUUGAAACGUCCUCAUUCCGAGGAUGGUGUGGCUAAUGCAGAUGAAAUUAAAAGACAGAAGAUCUCAGAGAAGCCUAAGACAGGGAACAACUCUGGGCAGAACAUUGAGACUGUAACAGAGCAACCUGAAAAAUCUCUGCUUGAGGAUGCGAAAAAUGAAAUAAUCCCCAAUGAGGAAGGUGAGGAGCAGGAAGAUGAGGAACUAGAGGAAAGUGAUGAAGAUGGAGAUCCAGAGAGCUUUGCAGACAUGAUGAAGCAUGGACUGACAGAAAGUGAUGUUGGCAUAACUAAAUUUGUUAGCUCUCAUAAAGGGUUUUCUGGAAUCUUAAAAGAGAGAUACUCAGACUUUGUUGUUCAUGAAAUAGCAAAAGAUGGACAUGUGAGCCAUUUAGAUGACUUUUCUGUGCCAGUGGAUGAUGAGGUAAAUUCUGAGGACCCAUCAGAAGAAACAUUUACAGUUUUGUCAGAUGAAGAUAAGAAGCGUUUAGAGGAGCUCCAGCUUUUUAAGAAUAAGGAAACUAGUGUCGCCAUAGAGGUAAUUGAAGACAGCAAAGAAAAAAGAACAAUUAUCCAUCAGGCUAUAAAGUCCUUGUUUCCUGGGUUGGAGACUAAAACAGAAGAUCGAGAUGGGAAAAAAUACAUUAUUGCUUAUCAUGCUGCUGGGAAAAAAGCACUGGCAAAUCCAAGAAAACACUCUUGGCCAAAAUCUAGGGGAAGCUACUGCCACUUUGUACUGUACAAGGAGAACAAGGAUACUAUGGAUGCCAUUAAUGUGUUAUCAAAAUUUUUAAGAGUGAAGCCAAACAUAUUUUCCUACAUGGGAACUAAAGAUAAAAGGGCUAUAACAGUUCAAGAGAUUGCUGUUCUUAGAAUCACUGCACAAAGACUUGCUCAUUUGAAUAAAUGCUUGAUGAACUUUAAAUUAGGAAACUUCAGUUACAAGAACCAUCCACUGAAAUUAGGAGAACUGCAAGGGAACCACUUCACUGUUGUUCUCAGAAACAUAACAGGAACUGAUGACCAGAUAGAGCAAGCAAUGCAAUCUCUCAGGGAAAUUGGAUUCAUUAAUUACUAUGGAAUGCAAAGAUUCGGAACUACAGCUGUUCCUACAUAUCAGAUUGGCAGAGCUAUUCUACAGAACAAUUGGAAUGAAGUAAUGGAUUUGAUAUUAAAACCGCGACCAGGAGCUGAGAAAGGAUACUUAGUAAAAUGCAGAGAAGAAUGGGCAAAGACUAAAGAUCCAGCAGCAGCCCUCAAGAAACUGCCUGUAAAAAGGUGUGUGGAAGGACAGCUUCUUCGUGGGCUCUCAAAGUAUGGAAUGAAGAACAUAAUUUCUGCAUUUGGCAUAAUACCAAGAAAUAAUCGUUUAAUGUAUAUUCAUAGCUACCAGAGUUAUGUAUGGAACAAUAUGGUGAGCAAAAGAAUAGAAGAUUAUGGUCUUAAAGCUAUACCAGGAGAUCUCAUACUUAAAGGAGGCACAGCUGUUCAUAUUGAAGAAGAUGAUGUUGAUAACUACACUAUCCAUGAUGUAGUGAUGCCGCUGCCUGGAUUUGAUGUUAUCUAUCCAAAGCAUAAAAUUGGUGAGGCCUACAAGGAAAUGCUAGUAGCCGACAAUCUUGAUAUCAACAACAUGAGGCAUAAAAUCAGAGAUUAUUCACUUUCAGGAGCAUACAGAAAGAUCAUCAUUCGACCUCAGAAUGUCAACUGGGAGGUCGUUGCAUAUGAUGAUCCUAAAAUCCCACUAUUUAGUACGGAUUUGGAUAAGCUGGAAGGAAAACCACUACCAGUUCUUCCUACAGAUGGUAAAUUCAGGGCACUGAAGAUGGAGUUUUCCCUUCCCCCAUCCACUUACGCUACUAUGGCAAUUCGAGAAGUGCUAAAAAUGGACACAAGUAUAAAAAAUCAGACACAGCUGAAUACCACCUGGUUACGCUGAAUGAACUGUAAAAUGGGUUAGAUUUUAUCAUGUAUGAACUGUUUUACUACUACAUGUUCUGAACAAAUCUUUAAAGAGCGGUAGUGAGAGAUUUGUAUUUUUUAAAGUUUUUAUUAAUGCAAGAAAUUAACAUAAAUCAUUUGCAAGGUGGUGGUUGUCAUAUAAUGUAGAUUUUAGUGAUUGACGCUUUUUAAUGAAUGAAUAAAUUGCUUGAGCUGUAACAUGGCUGCAUCUUUAAGAAGUGGGCUCGUAAUAGUUUCAGACCUGGAGGAACCUUUAGUUUGCUUGUCUGGAAGUACAGCGAGCAUCGAAUGUUUUCAUGAGUUUAGCACAACUUAAACUCUCUUCAAACAUAUUUAAUUACAGAUUAGGAAAACCAAUAAAACUGAGAUAUUGGUGAGUAUUUGUAUCAAAGAAGGAACUUUAAGUAGCCCUAGGAUGGCGGUAGCAUUUGCGCUUGAUGCGGUAGAGGAUUCUGUUAGUAAGGCAUUUUAUGUGGAGUGAUGGUGUACAGCUGUUUCACUUACCUGUAGUCUUUUAUUAAGAAAAUAUUUGUGCGUAUUUUCCUGCUUUACUAAUACCUGUACUAAAAAACAGGUAAGGAAAAUAAAUUAACCAAAAAGCCUAGGUGAAUGUCGUAACUGCUUCCUCUAUGCGUCUUGGUGUGUCCAUUGCCGGCAGUGGAUGAGCCAGCCUCCUCACAGGGGAAAAAAAACAUGAUAAAGCCAUUGUGAAAUGACAGUUAUUGCCUUUGCAAUCCAUUUCUAUACCAAAUAAGAAAACUUGUGUUGCUUGUGUUAAUAAACUCAUGGAAAUACAAAACAG
This is a messenger RNA of Dromaius novaehollandiae (emu), 3374 nucleotides long. RefSeq names its product pseudouridine synthase 7 (gene PUS7). Lineage: Eukaryota; Metazoa; Chordata; Aves; Casuariiformes; Dromaiidae. The transcript has 19 exons. Gene Ontology annotation, biological process: pseudouridine synthesis. Gene Ontology annotation, cellular component: nucleus. The coding region runs from base 585 to 2549 and encodes 654 amino acids. The record is from RefSeq and is a predicted model, not a curated record. Gene Ontology annotation, molecular function: pseudouridine synthase activity; RNA binding.